CGGAGGCGCAGCGUCCUCUCAGGAUCUCUGCUCCGGCCGUGGCCGCAGUCAGUGUGUCUCGAGCGGUGGCGAGAGGUGGCGAGCCAGCAUCACCAGGGAUUACGUCCACCAUGGACCUUCACCGGCAUCUCAGGUCACUGGCGCUUUUGAUCUUCGUGCUGGCCACAUAUUUCAGUGCGUCGCAGGCUAGACACCACAAAAUAAGGCACGCUCGACACAAGAAAAUGGUCAACAACACCGAAUUCGUUCCUGUAAAUUAUGUGGUGCUGGACGAGCGACCCGACUUGGGGCCGUGGAGCGAGUGGUCAGCACCCAGCUCGUGUUCUCGCUCGUGUGGAGGCGGAGUCGCCUUCCAGAGCAGAGAGUGCCCGCCAGGAUCUACGUGUCAAGGGCCGGCCAAACGCUACUUCUCCUGCAACACAAUGCAUUGUCCGCCGGGCUCGAAGGACUUCAGGUCGGAGCAGUGCUCUAAGUUCGACACCCAGGACUUUGAAGGAAAUUUAUAUGAGUGGAUUCCAUACACCAAAGGGGCGAAUAAUUGCGAGCUCAACUGCAUGCCCAGGGGAGAGCGCUUUUUUAACGGAUUUGCGAAAAAAGUCGUCGACGGCACGAGGUGCAAUGAUGAGACGCUCGACGUGUGUGUUGAAGGCACAUGCAUGCCCGUCGGCUGCGACUUGUUUCUUGGAUCUUCUUUGCGUGAGGACAAGUGCAGAGACUGCGGCGGCAACAACUCGGGCUGCAUCACCGUCAGCAAGAUCAUUUCCUUUGAAACCGACUUGAGUGAUGCUCAACCUGGCUACAACGACCUUCUUCUAAUACCCGCUGGGGCAACAAAUAUCUUUGUUAGGGAGCUAAAUCACGCCAACAAUUAUCUUGCAAUUAGGAAUGAAAACAAUACUUACUACCUGAAUGGAAACUUCAAUAUUAACUACCCCAAGGAUUUCCAUUUUGCUGGAACUGUUUUCCAUUAUGAGCGCCAACCGAACAGCUUCUUGCUUGGUUCUGAAGUUAUUCGAGCAUUAGGACCAACAAACGAGUCACUUUAUAUCGCACUACUGUACCAAGAAAAGGGAGAGGGCAUUGAAUACGAGUAUAGUUUCUCCAAGGAAGUGCAGUCAGGCGAUCCGGACAGCUACUAUUGGGUUACGCACGAUUUCUCGGAGUGUAGCGCCCCGUGCGGAGGAGGUAGUCAAAACCGCACGCUGGGUUGUGCUAAGAAGAGCGACAACUCGGCCGUGAGCCUGCGACUAUGCGACCCAGUCAAACGGCCCGCUACAACACAAGGGUGCAACGAGGAGCCCUGCGAUCCCGAGUGGUUCAUCAGCCCCUGGGGCAACUGCACGCAGCCAUGCAAGGGUGGAAAUCAAUUCAGGCAGGUUUACUGCCAGCAGAUAAUUAGCAACGCCAGGCCGACGGUGAUCGAGGAUGACGUGUGCGUCAAAAAGCUUGGCGAGAAACCCAGCGCUACCCAACCGUGCAACGAAGAGGGAAUUUGCCCCCAGUGGCACCUUGAUCCUUGGACGCCGUGCGACAAACUCUGCGGAAAAGGCAAGCAGUACAGAAAAGUGACGUGCUACAAAGUUAUCGAGGGAAAGAUUGUGGUCCAAGAAGACUCUGUGUGCCACGAGGAGCGCCCACCAUCCGAGCAGGUUUGUAACAACCAACCCUGUGACGGAGUGGACUGGAUGGUGUCCGAGUGGUCCACGUGCGAGGAUAAGUGUGGACUGUCCAAAAAAACAAGAACGGUGGUUUGCGCCUCCCUAAAGGGUGAAAUUUAUCCUGAGGAAAGCUGCAACCUGGAAAACAAGCCGUCCGAGAUGGAAAAUUGCAGCGUGACCGUGUGCACCAAUCAGUGGUAUGCGGCACAAUGGAGUUCCUGCUCUGCUGACUGCGGCAAAGGAGUGCGUACCAGGGAAGUCUUCUGCGGCCAAAUAGUAAAUGAAGGUAUUUCCAAAGUGUCUGAUGAACUGUGCGACGCCAAAUUGAAAUAUUCCGAGGAGGAAGCGUGCGAGGGGACAACAAAGUGCGAAGGACUCUGGUUCGCAGGACCAUGGAGCCAGUGCAAAAAAUGCAGUGAUGUACAGAAAAGAGAGGUCAUUUGCUUUGUCAACGGGUUCGCGGGUGACCCAAGCAAAUGUGACCCCAGCGCAUUGUCUCCCAAAACUCAGGACUGCACUGAGCCUUGUGGAAAAGAUGAUGACGACUUAAUCACACCUGUCGACAUUACUGAGCCAUCUACUCCAACCGAGGAGGACGAUCCUGACUGCAUAGACUCUGAGGAAGAAGUUGGCAUCUAUGAAUUGCCACCUCUGCCUAAAGAUAAUGAUUAUGAAGAAGAUGACUACAAGGAUGGCGACGAAGUAACGGAAACAACAGUAAUUCCAACGGAAUCCGAGCCUACAGAAGGCUCCGGCCUCACCACACUCGAUUCUGUGACCGAGUCAACAUCCGGGUUUACAUCCAGCACAGGCUUUGAAACGUCGUCGUCAUUUGGUCUAGACGCUAGCAAAUCGACCCAAGAUUCGGAGUACAUAGAUGUUUCAACUGAGAGGAUCACACCAACCUACACAGAAGAGUCAAGUGCUGCUUCUUCAAGCGAAUCUGGCUUUGGAACUGCUGAAACAAUAUCCAGCAGCGAAGAUUCUGCGUCAGAGUAUUUUGCUUCAACAGUGACGCCUCAAGAGGGUACCAGCUCAGUUGCUACAGAGGAAACCAAAUCCAGCUCGGAAGACCAUGAAAUCACCGUGGAGACGACUGAAUCUACAGCUAUCAGCAGUGAAGCUACCACAGCAAUGAGUGAAACAACAUCAUCCUCAAUGGUAGACCCAACAACAACCCAGAAGAUAAAGCCCAAAAAUAAGUGUGGAAAUGAAUCCGAUUAUGAUGAACCGGUUGUUGAAGGAGAACGUGUGAAGGAUGACUGCAAGGAUCAAACUGAUAAAGUUGCCAUGUCAACUAGUACCAAUCCACCUUCAAGUUCAAAAACAGAAAUAUUUUUAUCCACUGAGUCUCCUACUGCGUCUCCCUCUGAAUCUUCUACUGCGUCUCCCAUUGGGUCUUCCACUGAUUCUUCUACUCCCAUUGGGUCAUCUACUGCGUCCCAAACCGAAACUGAAGAGGGAUCUGGUACCGGUUCAACUGAUUACUCAUCGAAAUCCACUUUCUUCACUGAAGAGACUGAUCUGUACACCGAAGGGUCUGGAGAUUUGCCCACUGUGCCUGAUUUUACCAAGAUAAUGAUAUCAGACGAACCCACCUUUACAUCAGACGGUGAAUUCACCACUUUCAUGGAUGCAUUUUCGACCAAGGGCGAAUUCAUCUCGCCGAAACCUAAAAUGUGCAAGAAGCGCAAGCCAAAGUGCUCUACCACUAAGUACGGCUGCUGCAUUGACGGCGUAACAGCUGCCAAAGGACCUUUCAAAGAAGGUUGCGCGCAUCCGAAAACCUGCAAAGAUACAAAGUACAGCUGCUGCCCUGACGGGAUUUCCAUGGCAAAGGGACCAUAUUUGUUUGGCUGCAAGUUGCCUGACUGCCAGAAGACCCUAUAUGGCUGCUGCAAGGACAAUGUUACCGCGGCCACGGGCAAUGACUUUGAAGGCUGCGAAGACGAACUGUCUUGCGAAAAAACCAAAUUUGGCUGUUGUGAUGAUGGCUUCACUAAAGCCAUCACUGAAGACAAAAGAAAUUGCGUGCCUUGCAAUAAAACCAAAUUCGGAUGCUGUGCUGACGGAAAGAGGCCAGCUAGGGAUGAAAAGAAGAGAAAGGGAUGCAGAGUCAAUUGCCACAAGACUGAGUUCGGUUGCUGUCCGAACAACAAAACUGUCGCUAAAGGACUCGAUUUUCAUGGCUGUGGAGUCAUCAACGAGAAGAACUGCUCCGCGUCGUAUUUCAAAUGCUGUCCAGACGGUGUUAGCCCGGCACUCGGCCCCAAGUUCAAAGGUUGCCAGUCAGCUUGCCAGCAGUCCAAGUUCGGAUGCUGUCAAGACGUGCUCACCCCUGCACACGGACCGAACGAGGAGGGUUGCUGUAUUAACUCCCAAUAUGGUUGUUGUCCCGACAACAUUCUUCCGGCGGGAGGCCCGAGUCUGCAGGGCUGUGAUUGCACACAGUCCAAAUUCGGCUGCUGUCCAAACGGCGUUGAUUAUGCUAAGGGAACCAACAAAGAGGGCUGUGGCUGCAGAUACGCUGAACACGGCUGCUGCCCUGAUGGAUUCUCUGAAGCAGAAGGCCCAGACUUCAAAGGCUGCCCAUGCCAUAGCUUCCAGUUCGGUUGCUGUCCAGACGGAAAAACCGUGGCUAAGGGACCGGCUAACGCGGGCUGCGCGUGCAAAGACACCGAAUUCGGCUGCUGUCCAGAUAACGUCACGUCAGCUCAGGGCGAGAACUAUGAGGGAUGUGGUUGCGCGGCUACCGAAUUUGGAUGCUGCCUUGAUGGGGUCAGUGAAGCCAAAGGCGAGAAGUUUGAAGAGUGUGCCGACGCACCGAAAUUCUCUGGAGAGGCGUGUGCUUUGCCAAAGGAAAAGGGCGAUUGCCGAAACUUCUCUAUCAAAUGGUACUUCGACGCUGAAUACGGCGGAUGCACCAGAUUUUGGUACGGCGGUUGCGAUGGAAACAACAAUAGAUUCGAAUCUCUGGAGGAGUGUAAAAACUCUUGCGUCAUGCCCGAAGGCAAAGACGCAUGCUUCCUCCCAAAAAUCCACGGACCGUGCGAGGGCUACCACCCGACCUGGUACUACGACAGCGAGAGGAAGCACUGCACCCAGUUCAUUUACGGCGGCUGUCUGGGCAACAACAACCGCUUCCAAACCAGAGAGGAGUGCCAGCAACUGUGCGCCCACCAGGAACUCAAAGACAAGUGUGCUCAGCCAGUGUCUGAGGGUCCUUGCAACGGAAAUUUCGAACGUUGGUACUUUGACAGCGACGACUCAACUUGCAAGAGAUUCAGAUACGGCGGGUGCAAAGGCAACCAGAACAACUUCCUCACCGAGGCUGCCUGCCAACAACAGUGCGUCGCUCCUGCUUCAUUCAGAGCUUCGAAUAGGUGCGCGCUUCCGAAAGACAAGGGUCCUUGCAAAGGGUCGAUGCUGCAGUGGUACUUCGACGCAAAAGCCGCAGAGUGCAAGGUUUUCAGCUUUGGUGGCUGCCUGGGCAAUGCCAACAGGUUCCAGUCGCACACCGAGUGCGCCACCACCUGCCACACUCGAGAUGUAUGCAAUGAGCCCGUGUCUGCCGACGAAAGUUGUGCCGUUGAUCAAAAGCUAGCACGCUGGAGGUUUGACGUGCGAGAAAACCGCUGCUUGCCCUUCUACUCCAAGGGCUGUGACGUGAGCAGCAGAAACACUUUCGUAAGCGAACCUGAGUGCGAAGACAGGUGCCCCAAAGAGAUUGAAGAGGACAUUUGCCGUCUGGCGCCAAAGGCCGGUAACUGCAGAGAUUACGUUAGUCGGUGGUACUACAACGUUGAACAGAAACGCUGUCUCCAGUUCUACUACGGGGGUUGUGAGGGCAACGCGAAUAAUUUCGAAAACGAGGAUGAUUGUACCAAGAGGUGCACGAUGGAAGAGGAGCCCUCAGAGCCGUUCAGACAGGAAUUCUGUUUGCAGCCACCUGAGGAAGGCCAAUGCAAAAAAUACGUCAAUCGGUGGUAUUACGACCGAAACGAAGGUUUCUGCAAAGAGUUCAACUACGGCGGCUGUGAAGGGAACCAGAACAGGUACAGAAGCAAGCAGGAGUGCGAGCAGAAGUGUGGAAAUGUGCAAGAUCCGUGCAGCCUGCCCAGAGUAUCGAGGGCGUGCGAACACAGCGUUAUUCAGUACUACUACUCUUCGCACACUGACUCUUGCCACGCCACUAGUCGCGGCGAGUGCAUAUUGAACACAAACAGGUUCAACUCGAAGGAGAACUGUGAGGCAAAAUGCCGAAGAGGGCCUGCACCACCGACCCAACCACCUGAACCACCCAAGCCAAAAGAAGACGAGUGCAGAGUGCUGCCGGAACCUGGUGACUGCAGUGAGCAACAUGAAAAAUGGUUCUUUGAUGUUCGACGCAACGAUUGCUUGCGGUUCAUCUACUCAGGUUGCGGAGGCAACACCAACCGCUUCCAAACGAGGGAGGAAUGUCUGGGAACAUGUGCGCAAGACCGAGAAUUUUGCAAAAUGCCCGCGGACAAGGGCGGUUGCACUGACUCAUACCAGCGUUUCUACUUUGACUACUAUUCUGGCGAGUGCAAGCCGUUCACAUACACUGGUUGCGGCGGCAACCGUAACCAUUUCGAGGACGUGGGCACUUGCUUCUAUUACUGCGGCAGCGUAAGGUCGCCGCCGGUGGUGGAAAUACCGCCGCCGGUUACGGCUGGGCCAGAACCACAAACUACACCAACUAGUGGGCCUAUUGGCUGCAGGGAUCGUAGCUAUGAAUGUGGCUAUUUCCGUCAGCACUGUACACAUGGAGUUGAGGAGUAUAUCGACAGUGAAACGUGCACUCGAUGCCGUUGCCACGAACCCUGCCAGUCUACCGUUUGCCCCGAGAAAACUAAGUGCGUGGUUGAGACCAUCGUUGCUCACGACCAGUCUCGCCACUUUAGGCCCGUCUGCAGGCAACUCGAGAAGCCAGGAGUGUGUCCUCCAGUAGAGGAGGCUGACAAUUGCACACAUACCUGCAGAGAGGACGCAGACUGCGGUGGCGGAGACAAGUGCUGUUACAACGGUUGCGCCUACCAAUGCCUCAACCCGAACGCUGUUGACGUAACACCACCGCCCGUGAGGCCGACACAAGCGCCUGUACCUACGCUGCGAACUCCGCCAGAGUACCCUAAAUAUGAGGCACCGCAGAUUAGUCUUCCCGAGCCAAACGUCAGCGUGCCUGAAGGUGGUGAGUGCACUUUGAAGUGCUCGACGAGAGGAAAUCCAACUCCAACGCUGACGUGGAGGAAAGACAGAAUUAUCGACGGCUCUUACGGCAGACACCGUCUCCUGUCCGACGGUUCGUUACAGCUGAUCGGCGUGACGCGGGACGACUCGGGCCUGUACGCGUGCAGCGCAGAGAACGGCGUUGGCAAGCCAGUCACCCGGGAAAUCCGCGUUGAGGUCACAGAUGGCAGAACUAACCAGGCCGUGAUUGUCAACAAGGAGCCCGUGGUGCGGGUCAACAUCAACACGCCGGCCGUGCUCUACUGCUACGCCAUGGGCUGGCCGCGACCUACGAUUACGUGGUGGCGCAGCAGCUCCAUACUGCCAAUGGCAAGCAAGAAGUACGAGCAGCGCCGCGACUUCGCGCUCGUCAUCGCCUCCGUCACCUACGAAGACCUCGGCGCCUACACGUGCCAGGCGUACAACGGCCUCGGCAGGGCCAACUCGUGGACCAUCACACUACAGGGGUACAAGCCACCCGGCUCCGUCUUCUCAGGCUCUGAGACGUACUACCAGUUCCUGGUCGAACCUGAAGUUGUCCGGCCGCCCCCCGUGCGGCCCCGUAUCCCAUUGCCUUCACCCGAACCCACUCAAAUAAUCACAGUGCCAGUCAGAGUUAACAUUUCGUCGCCUCAAACAACCUAUUCCACCGGUUCAAGUUUGUCUAUCAUAUGCGAAGUGGACGGAUAUCCGAUUCCCAGAGUCUAUUGGUUUAAAGACAACACGCGACUUGAGCCCUCUGAUAGAGUGAUAUUUUCAGAAGGAAAUCGUUUGACAAUCGAGCAAGUCCAAAGCAUAGACGGCGGCACUUACAAGUGCGAGGCCGCCAACGACGCGGGGAGAGACAGUGCGACCAUCUCCAUUCAAAUACGUGACGACUCGCUACAAAUUCACCCGAACUGCACGGACAGUCCAUUUUACGCACAGUGCAAGCUUAUCGUCAAGGGCAAAUACUGCACGCACAGGUACUACGCCCGCUUCUGCUGCCGCUCGUGUACCGAAGCUGGUCAACUGCCACUCGACGGUGCUCACCUGUACGGCGGCUCCUCCCGAAAAUAAUUACUGCACGCUACUAGUCUUUGCACUACCGAGAGCCUAAAUAUUUAUUGAUUCGCAACGUACACACAGAGACAGUGAAAUGAAAUUAGCAGUGCAGUGCUGUUCGAACGCAGAAUUUAACUAUUGUAAACGCAGCUCCGAGUCGUCUUUGCGCCGAUGCGAUCAGAGCAGAAACGAUUAAAAUGUGUUCAACCUAUGCCGAUUAGCGGAAAACAUCUUUUCUGGGUGCUGAUAAUAUAUUGCAAAGUAAAAUUUAACUGAAAUAAUAACAAGUUGAUUAUUGCUUUCUCUGAACACACACCAGUCUUUAAGCUGCCAUUUAAACUCUAGAUUUCUUGCUUAGGUUACGAUGAGUACAUAGUUUUAGUGCUGCAGGUGGAUAAUAUGAUGAUUGUCGGUUGGACGACCAAUGAGUGCCUUUUGUGCAGUGAUAGUAGUAUUUUUUAGCGCAAGUUACCUUCCAACUCCUCCUCAUAUUGAGUCUGCAUAACUGGUGUUGACAAUCAUUUAUUUCUCGGCAUAAAAUCAAUUAAAUUUUAUAUUUCUCUCCCGCACCCAGGAAAAAGCUAUUUUUAUCUCCUGUUAAAUUUACCUUCGCCUUAAGAAAUUUUUGAUGAAAAGUGAAUAUAAAACUGCUUCGAAUUGUGCCUUGAUUUUGGAAUCUGUUUUAUUUUGUUGUAUGAAAAUAUUCCUAACAAAUAAAAAUAAUUUUAAAUUAA
This is a messenger RNA of Cloeon dipterum, 8686 nucleotides long. RefSeq names its product Papilin (gene Ppn). The coding region runs from base 111 to 7967 and encodes 2618 amino acids. NCBI's taxonomy places the organism in Eukaryota, Metazoa, Arthropoda, Insecta, Ephemeroptera, Baetidae. The transcript is spliced from 42 exons. Gene Ontology annotation, molecular function: metalloendopeptidase activity; serine-type endopeptidase inhibitor activity. The record is from RefSeq and is a predicted model, not a curated record. Gene Ontology annotation, biological process: extracellular matrix organization; proteolysis. Gene Ontology annotation, cellular component: extracellular matrix; extracellular region.